Raphanus sativus (radish) is the source of this 1316-nucleotide messenger RNA. RefSeq lists its product as uncharacterized. Bases 105 to 1229 code for a protein of 374 amino acids. The transcript is spliced from 3 exons. Lineage: Eukaryota; Viridiplantae; Streptophyta; Magnoliopsida; Brassicales; Brassicaceae. The record is from RefSeq and is a predicted model, not a curated record.
AUAUCAUAUAUAUAUGGUAAGGCAAUAUUUAGGAAACAUUAUAGCAACAUAAUAUAUAUAUAAAGGAAACGAACGAAGACAAGAAACGAUUCCGACUCAAAACAAUGGAGAGCACGAAAAGUGAAUCUUCUACCUUGGGAUACAAGUUCGCCGGAGUUAGCAUUGACGACGGAAAAUCUAAGCCUGUGAUAUCUACCGAUGGUUUGUUCGGAGGAAGAGACAUGAUUAGAGUCGUGUUGCUGGUCACUACCGUGACACUUUCUUGCCUCUUGUUUUACAAAUCUGCAAAUAAUCCCUUCAACGUGGUGUCUCUAUGGAAGACGACGGAUUGUUGUUCUUCAAAAACCAUUAACGAGGCUUCCUUAGAAACGGUGCAAAAGAGGGAACCGGUUUCAGAAUUAGAGAGAGUACUGAUGAACGCGGCUAUGGAGGAUAACACGGUGAUCAUAACCGCGUUAAACCAAGCAUGGGCCAAACCAAAUUCAACUUUCGACGUGUUUCGAGAGAGUUUUAAAGCCGGUUUAGGAACAGAGAGACUAUUGAAACACGUGAUCGCGGUUUGCUUGGAUAAACAUGCGUACGAUCGGUGCAUAGAGGUUCAUCCUCAUUGCUACUUGAUUAAUGCCACAGAUUCAGACCAACUUUCCGGUCCAAACCGGUUUAUGACGCCUGGUUACUUGAAACUCAUUUGGCGACGAAUGGAUCUUCUUAGGGAAGUUCUUGGAUUUGGAUACAACUUCAUCUUCACGGAUGCAGAUAUCUUGUGGCUUCGAGAUCCAUUUCCCCGGUUCUUCCCAGACGCUGACUUUCAGAUAACAUGCGAUGAUUACAAUGGAAAGCCAUCAGACAAGAAUAACCACGUGAACUCCGGAUUCACAUACGUCAAAGCAAACAACAAAACGCUAAGUUUUUACAAGUACUGGAUCAGAUCGAGUCGAAAGUUCCCUGGAAAACACGAUCAAGAUGUGUUCAACCUCAUAAAAAACAAACAGUUUGUCGUGAAACUUGGAAUCAACAUUAGGUUCUUUGACACGGUUUACUUUGGAGGGUUUUGCCAGCCGAGCAGGGACAUCAACGUAGUCAAUACAAUGCAUGCUAAUUGUUGUAUUGGUUUGGACAACAAAGUGAAUAACCUAAAGGCUGCUCUUGAAGACUGGAAACGAUAUGUAUCGUUGAAUACGACCGUGUCCGAGACUAAAUGGAAUAUUCCACCUAAGUGUGGUUACUAAAGGUUGUGAGGGUAGACGUAGAUAACUGUUAUUGUCUAGUUUCGUUAAGAACCUUACAAUGGUCAUAACCGGAGUUGAUUGCUGUUU